AAGCGGCUAUAUAGCCAACGGUAGGCGCCUUUGAAAGAAGCCAUUUUGUAUUUUUUUUUUGCGGCUCGCGUUGGAGGAUCCUGCGUUAAAGCGGCCGGCCAGAAGGGGGGUGGCCGCGCUGGAGGAGACUAUCCCUGGCAGCUGUUAAGUUUUGAUCUCGUUAACCGCUUGUGUCCCAGCAUGUCUUCCCUGGACGAGGUGGCCCAGAGGCGCCGUGUGGCCAUGGAGGGGGAGAAAGUGGUGUAUUCCCGCUCGCAGCUGCUCUGCUCGGCCACCAAGCCGCUGGAGGACGCGUUCGAGGUGUUCGUGCCGGAGUCCAAGCAGUUCAUGAACUCGGACACGGAGCUCUGGAACUUCCUGUGCAGCCUGAAGAACGACUUCUCGCCGGUCGUGCUCCGCAGCAAGGAUGUGUACGGGUACUCGUCCAGCCGCUCGGUGGUGCCGGACCCCAGCCUUAUCUCCCGCGGGAAAUCAAAGGACAAGCCGGCCGCCCAGCCCAAGAAACCGCCUGUCCAGAGGAAGAGGAAAGGGGCAAGACUGACCCUACGGAAACGCCGGCGGGGUAGGACCGGCGGCAGCGAGGAGUCCGGCACCAGUAGCACAAGCGGAGGCAGCAGCGUGUGCAGCAGCCCAACUCCAUCGGAGCUCCCCGGGCUCCUGGGCAUGAACAAAUCCCUGGAGGACAUGUGGAAAGCGGCUAACCACAAACAGACGGUUUUCCCAUCCAUUCGGGUCACCGAUGUCUCCUGCGAGGCCAAAGUAGCCGCUGCCCGAGUGAGGGCGCAGAAGAUCCUGAGGGUCAACCUGCAGCCGGUGGUGGUGAUCAAACGCUCGCCCAUCCUGUCCCCGUCCUGAAGAGACCUCUCGGUUUCUCUACCGGGUGCUCAGCUCUGCUCCCUAUGCACUUUCAUUGCUUGUCUCCGCCUGGAGGCUUUGUGGACAUCACCUACUUGGAGGUUGCGGCUCCGGUAUUCAGUCAACCUGUUUACAUGUCUCUCCAUUGACUUUUCAUGUGAUCACGGCACUUUACUGUAAAGAUUUACUACUUACACAAAGAAGAAAAAAAAAAGGGAUCUUCCUCUUGAGGACUUGUAGUUUUAUUUUAAUUGAGAUCUACGCCGGGAUCCCAAGUUCCCCUCUGCCUGUCUAUACAUAACGGUUGGAUGUAGUUGCAAUAUUGGUUGAGAACCCGUUAAUUGUGUCUAGCGGCUGGUUACCGGGCGACAAAAAGUGCGAGGAAUUCUGCGAACCUCAGAGUUCUACUUCCCUUCCUGUCUGGAACGAUGUGAAACAAGUACUUCGUACAGGGAAUUUGUAUGGAUAGCUAAUCCGUUUAAAGCAACUUGCAUCAAUCCAGAUCAAUUGCUAAUGUGUUUCUCUUAUAGCAUGGGAAGAAUUUACCUACUUUACCCUGAGAGAGGCGCUCUGGUAGCAAUGGGGUUUACAAUGUGAUCCUUUUUAGAAAGCUUGAUAAUCUACCACCUAUUUGCGUUUCCAGGUUUACCGGAGCUGGCAACUAGUCUGCUUAUGCAAAGGAACUUUAAUUCAGGAGUUCCUCUAAAUUAAAGCAUUGUGGCCACUGUUGUUUUUUUUUUCUCCAAUCAGUAACUACCUCAAAAAUCUGGAGUCGCAGAAAAUACUAUUCCAAAGACUAGUUUGUUUUGUGAUCUAUAUCAUUUCACUUUAACAUGUACCACAUUACAAUAUGCCAAGAGGUUUAAAAGACUUGAUGUACGAAUGAGGCUGUGACAGUCUAAAUGCAAGUUUAUGCAAUUUUUUUCCCUCUUAGUUAUUGUUACUUGAAUUGUCAAGGUUAUAACAAGUAUAGGGGGGAACUUGUUACUUUGAUAAGCUUGUGGGUGUUUUUUUUGUUUUUUUUCUUUGUAAUAAUACCUGUUUUAUACCAAGCCAAGUGAACAAUAUAUUUCUUUUCAGUGUUUAAUAAAUAGACUUCACUGAAAGGUAUAUUUUCAGCCGAAA
Molecule: messenger RNA, 1980 nt
Organism: Pelobates fuscus (common spadefoot toad)
Lineage: Eukaryota; Metazoa; Chordata; Amphibia; Anura; Pelobatidae
Gene: CCDC71L
Product: coiled-coil domain containing 71 like
Exons: 1
Coding region: 181-855 (224 amino acids)
Source: RefSeq, a predicted model, not a curated record